Messenger RNA from Triticum turgidum subsp. durum (durum wheat), 324 nucleotides. The record is from the annotation of a GenBank genome assembly. Lineage: Eukaryota; Viridiplantae; Streptophyta; Magnoliopsida; Poales; Poaceae.
AUGGCAAAACACUUUGGUUUGCUCUUGGUUCUUGCCUUUGUUCUUGUUGUGACGGCUGAAGAUUGUACCGUCGACCUAAAAGGGCUUAUCCGGGAGUGCAAGCAAUAUGUGAUGUUUCCCGCCAGCCCAAAGAUAACUCCUUCGAGUGCAUGUUGUAGUGUGGUUCAGAAGGUCAAUUCACCGUGCCUGUGCUCCAAGGUCACCAAGGAGAUCGAGAAGGUGGUAUGCAUGGAUAAGGUUGUGUAUGUCGCUGAUUACUGCAAGAAUCCACUCAAACCUGGCUCCGACUGUGGCAGUUACCAUGUCCCAUCUCAAGGCCGAUAG